This is a messenger RNA of Hemibagrus wyckioides, 2567 nucleotides long. RefSeq names its product SP110 nuclear antigen, tandem duplicate 1 (gene sp100.1). The record is from RefSeq and is a predicted model, not a curated record. The transcript is spliced from 15 exons. Gene Ontology annotation, molecular function: DNA binding; translation regulator activity; DNA-binding transcription factor activity, RNA polymerase II-specific. Gene Ontology annotation, cellular component: nucleus; cytoplasm. Gene Ontology annotation, biological process: regulation of transcription by RNA polymerase II; humoral immune response. Bases 304 to 2175 code for a protein of 623 amino acids. Lineage: Eukaryota; Metazoa; Chordata; Actinopteri; Siluriformes; Bagridae.
AUUUUCUUUCAUCAACUUCCGGGUUUUCUGCUGGAGACGCGGUCUGAGACGCAGGCGGGAAAUUUGCGCUGAUUUGACAUUUACAUUUGCAUAACAAAAUCUUCAUUAAGCUUCAUUAAGGGAUAUAGGAUAUAUAUAUAUUUAAAGGACCAAAAAAUUACAUAUGAACUUUGUUUUUGGCUCAAAGUGAGCAGCGCACGUUAAAGUGGCCUGGGAGGGUUUGAACAAAACCUUAGAUUAUACGCAUGUAUAACAUCUGGAGAGCUACUGCACAUGUAAAAUAGACAUCUUUGGGACCUGUGAAUGGGAGUCACACCAGAUGACCAGAUGGAUCCGCUGGACUUUCUAAGUCGGGACGACCUGCUGAACUAUUUUCACCGCAAGAAGACGGAGAUCUCCUGUAUAGAGGAACCGCACACCUUCCUCAGCCAGCUCCGAGACCAUGACCUGGUACCUGAGGAUCUCUACCAGAUGGUCAUAAAGAUGAGAAAUAAGGAGAGAAAGCAGAAAGGUGUGUAUGACAUUUUGGACUGGGUGGAGAAGGAGCGAGGUCAGUGUGUGGAGCGCUUUUGGAGGUGUGUGUUUCAGGACCACAUCAUGCUGAAAUAUCCCGUUUUCCGCAUCCUGCGAAACAGCUUUCUUGAUGGCUCCUACAAGUUUUCUCAGACGGUCCCUGACACGGAGGAUGCGGACAAAAAUGAGACAGAGUCGGUGCAGAAAGAGGAAAAGAAAAUAAAGGGAAAGAAAGGAAGAGGAAAGAGGAAGAAAAGUGUUGAAGAGACUGAGGAGGAGGUGGAGCCAGGACCUUCCUCUUGCUCCACCCCUACUCGCAAGAAAACGGCAACAAAGCCCAUAUUCCACUCGCCAUUAAAAAAAGGACAAAAGGCUGAAAUUUGGACGUGGGAUUUGUAUAAAACGACCCUCCCUGUUAUCUGUGGUAAUAAAAAAGCCACCCUGCAUCGGGGCAAGCUAGCCAAAGGAAUCGAGUGUAUUCUGUAUAAGGGUCAGUGGCUCACCCCAAAUGGCUUUGAGAAGGCUGCAGGAAAGGGAAGCCACAAGAACUGGAAGCUUUCCAUCCGCUGCCAAAAAACUCAGCUUCAAAAACUUAUAGAGGACGGCCAUUUACAGUGUCCCCGCAUGAAGAGACAGUACAAUCGGAAGAAUCGGAGAUUGUUGUUUCCCGACAGCCCCUCUGAAAGCUCCAGCUCUGGGUCAAUGUCCUUACUAUCCAGUAUAGAUAUGGGCGAAUUAAGCGAAGACCAGGAGGAGGAAGGAGAAGAGGAUGGAGAAGACCGCACGGAAGAAGAAGAUGAAGAUGAGGAAGAAGAUGCUGAGCCGGUGGAUAUGUCUGAGUUUAAGGCUGAGGUUUUACCAGUCAGCUGUGGUUCCGUCACUGGGGAGCUGUAUACUAAAAGAUUUACAGGUGGGUCACGCAGUAAGAGCAUCCGCACAGAGGAGCGCUGGUUCACUCCUGAGGAGUUCGUAAUGCAGGAGUUAACUCUGACCGAAAAACACUGGAAGAAGGAUAUACUGUGUCAUGGCAAAACCCUCAGCUACCUGGUGAAGAAGAAGAUCCUGUAUAUCCACUCUGUGCUGUGCAAAUGUAAUUGCUGCCGUCCUAACGACCCGCUGGCGCAGAAUAACGACGACGUUUGCUUCAUUUGUGACUCUGACGGGGAUGAUGACAGAGACCUGGUGUGCUGUGACGAGUGUCCACGAGCUUUCCAUCAGGACUGCCACUUACCAUCUACACACAGCGACACAAGCGGGGAUAAAUGGAUGUGCACUUUCUGCGUUUGGAAGGUAAACCAUCCAAUGUGGACUCGCAUGAGUCAGGAUGAAGCUUUGAACUGUCCUGUAAACCAAAACAUUAUGAACUGUGAGUAUUUGCUGCUGUGUUUGUAUAAGGAGGACGUGAAACGUGUGUUUACUUACGAUCCCGUCACAAGCGUGCCGGGAUACAGCCGUGUGAUUUCUAAUCCCAUGUGGCUGGAAAGAGUGAAGGCCAAACUGCAGGGAAAUAUGUACAACACUGUUGGAGAGUUUGUAGAUGACAUCAGGCUCAUCUUCCAAAACUGGCAAACGUUUAACCGGGAUAAAGACGAUGGCAUGUUUGGAGCCAGACUGAGCGAGAUCUUUGAGCAGAAGUUCCUCCUCAGCUUUAAGAUCCAGUAGAGAUUCUCCUGUUUCAGCAACCAGCACCUUAUCGUCCGCGUUACAAUCAAAAGAUAAAGAUUGCUGUUUACUAUAACCUUAAGCGUGAGAAUUGUCAGGUUUUUUGUUUUGCCACAGGAAUUACAAGUGUUAAUGUGUCAUAAAAUACAAGAGCCAAUCAGAAGCCAGUAUGCAGGUUUGGGGAGGAGGCGGGCUUUUUGUGAUGCAGUAUCAUGUAACUUGCUCAGUGUUACAAAAAAAGUGCUUUUGUUUGUGUAUUGAUGCGGAAUAUAGAGUUAUUUGUGGCAUAUUUAAUCAUUUCAACCAUAUGUGUAUUAUCAUGUUUACUGCAUGAGUUUAAAUAUCACAUUACCAAAAUAAUAAAUAAAUAAAUAAAUAAUAUAUUUUUGAUA